ACACACACACACACAAGUCAACUCUCCACAGGAAAAGCUAGAGACAGAAUGCGCAGCACCUCUCUGCCGUCACACAGAGCUCCGUCGGCCCAGAAGGGAUCAUUCUCUACUUUGAUAUCUGCUUAAUUACUUAUGUGAUGCCACACAGAUGUCUGGGGGCAGGAGACGAAAGUUUCCCGCAUGUGUGUGAAUGACUGACUGAGUGACGGGAUCUUGAGGAAGGCAGACAUUUUAGGAGCGCCCCCCUCUCAAUCAGUGGACGUAUUGGAGACGUUGUCAUCUUAUCUGGGAAUCAGGGUGUGGAAUGUGUAGCGCGAUGGGCUCCCUGACCUUACAUGUGUUGCUGCUAAUGGCUGCCAUGGCGAGCAGUGGAAUGUGCCUGAUGAAUGAUUCAGAAACUCAAGAGCUCCGAGACCCCCUGGUCCUGGGCUCAAUCUCUACCACACCACCCGGCCACCAACACAACCAAAGCUCUGUCCAGAAUAAUGUCCCCAAGCGGCGGGUGCCUCCUCCUGCCUGUACAGUUGUCAUGACGUCCAUCAAAUCCUGCUUCAGGUACAUCAACACAGUUAUUUCUUGUGCCGUGUUCGUCGUAGGGAUUGUCGGAAAUGCGACACUCCUGAGGAUCAUCUACCAAAACAAAAGUAUGAGGAACGGGCCUAACGCUCUCAUUGCAAGCUUAGCUUUAGGAGAUCUCAUCUACAUCAUCAUUGACAUUCCCAUCACAGUUUACAAGCUCCUGGCGUCUAGUUUCCCCUUCAUUGACAGUCCCUUUGGGUUGUACCUCUGCAAGUUGGUGCCCUUCCUGCAGAAGGCCUCAGUGGGAAUAACAGUCCUCAACCUCUGUGCCCUCAGUGUGGACAGGUACAGGGCGGUGGUGUCGUGGAGCAGGGUGCAGGGGGUGGGCAUCCCUGCCAUCACUGCCAUUGAGAUUCUGACCAUCUGGGUGCUGUCAAUCAUUCUUGCAGUCCCUGAAGCGAUCUGUUUCGACGUGGUCGUUUUCGAGUACAACAACCGUACUAUAAGGACCUGCAUGCUCAAGCCCCAAAGUGACUUCAUGCAUUUCUAUACGAAUGCAAAAGACUGGUGGUUGUUUGGGUUCUACUUCUGCCUCCCCUUGGUGUGCACAGCCAUCUUCUACACACUGAUGACCUCUGAGAUGCUCGUUCACCGCAACGGAAAUCUCCGGAUCGCCCUAAGUGAACACCUAAAGCAGAGACGGGAAGUGGCCAAAGCUGUCUUCUGCCUGGUCCUGAUCUUUGCCCUGUGCUGGUUCCCUCUACAUCUAAGCAGGAUCUUGAAGAAGAUGGUCUACCAGGAAAAUGACACAGGGCGAUGUGAUCUACUCAACUUCCUGUUAAUUAUGGACUACUUGGGCAUCAACUUGGCCAAAGUCAAUUCCUGUAUCAACCCCAUCAUCCUCUACUUUGUCAGCAAGAAGUUUAAAAACUGUUUCAAGUCCUGCCUUUGCUGUUGGUGCCACUCGGACCCUCAGGUGAACAGCAACAGCAUCCAGUGCAAGACCACGAGCCCAAACAACCUGCACACAGACCUGUGUCUGCGCAAGGACAGUGACUAAGCCCAGAGCCAAACAGCACCGCUUGUGGAACAUGGGAGGGAGCAGACUGUCCAAAACAAACUGAACUCAUGUCCACUAAUCCACAAGCCAGUCAGUGGAGCUGCAGGCCAAAAUGUGUGUGUGUGUGUGUGUGUGUGUGUGUGUGUGUGUGUGCAGGUGUUUGCGUGCCAGAAGGACCUUGCAGCAGUUCUGAGCCAGUGAAAGACAGACAGGACUGGAUUGAUCUUAUAUAUAGCCGUGUACAAUGGGGCUGAUGUGUUUAUGUUUGUCUCAGUCCCCACACAACUGUUCUUCCCAGGACCCUCUAUUUGCAGCAAGAGCACAGAGUGGAAAGCGGAUGGUCACAGGAUGGAGCUGUGCGUAGGCUAUAAAUGCCUCAACCAGUGGCUGAGAGUGUUGUGUUCACACUGCCGACGGCAAUGGGAAGCCAGGGGAAGGAUGUGCGAAGAGGUGUGUGUGUCAGUGAAGCUGCUCUGAGAGAAAGACAGGAGAUUGUCACACAGAUCAAGAACUAAUGAGAAUUGCAGUAAUGUGGAUCUACAAUCACUAAAUAAUUCUAGUUAUACGCCUUCCUACCACAAUUGACAUGCCAGGGACAUCUAUUGACCAUUUGGUCUCAUUCUGGAUAGAUCUGAGCUAAAGGCCACAAAUGACUUCAUCAGCAAUAAGGGAUAUAAGGACUACUUCCUCUGGUCACUAGUGCGCUGGUCGGCACAUAUGACUGGUGAGAGGCUUGGUGUAACAGUAGUCAUUAUCUUGCCUUUAGAAUGAAGCAGGUUCCUUUCGCUAUGCAAGUGUUAAGAGGCAGCGUUUCUAACUUAUAUCAAUGUGAAAAGUUACUUAGAAAUUCAUAAUUAAGGCAACCUGAACUUUUUGCUACAGUUUUUCCCCUUCUUGUUGAACGAAAAGGUCCUCAGCAGUACCUUGAUAUUCUUAGCUCCUCAAAUUCACACACACACACACUAGAACACUGGAAUUACUCCAGAUGUUGUAGUCCCCUACAAGCAAUAAAGUGAGGGUAAUGAUUUUUGACCUUGUUAGAGGUUUAAUAGCUUGCCUUCGGAUGGAGUCCAAAUGCAACAAACUUUGGGUAAUAAACUUUAAAAAUGAUGAGCGUUCUUCGGUUCAAGGCGAGGGCUACAGGAAAAGGGUCUGGGUUAUUGCAGAUGACAAAUGAGUCAGGAAAGAAAACAUAUCCUUCGUGGUACACUGUGAAUUUGAGAAGACAUAUAAAUGUCUGCUAUUACAAUCGUUUAUGAGUAGUAUGGAAUGUCUGUAUUAUUGCCUUUAUAUCUACCAUAUAUUCUUUAUCAGUAUUAUUAUCAGUAGUUUCUUGACAGCGUUUGUACAGCAUUGAAAUGUUAGGUAUUAUGGAAAGAUUUAUAUCUAGCUACAGUAAAUAUUAAUCCUAAUGCUUGACGUAUGUUAGCCAAAUAUAUUGAGCAAAGACAUUACAACGUGUGCGAUAAGUAAUAUAUGCUUCAAUGUGUUAUACCUUAAACAGAAUAUUCAUAUAUAAUAUUUUUUUACGUAAGAAGCAAAGUCUCAUGCAGAUGACUUGUGAAGUCAGAAAUCAUGCAUAGGAUCUUCAUAUUACUGUGGUAAAGGUAAAUGAACAGUUUGAAUUGUUCAUAACAGUUUCAAGGCUUUAAGAAUGAGUGUUUUACAUAUGAUUAUAUGAAACUGGUACUAUAGAAACACACAAUUUGAAAUAAAUGUUUGUUUGAGCGUGUGCAUGUAUUAUAACUGUGUGCUCCACAUUUUGGAACAUGCUUUUUUUUAAAUCCUGGCUGAUGUGAUGUGGUGUUAAUGCAGGAGGUCUAGACUGCAGUGUUAGUUGGACUCGUGUGACAGAUUUUCAGAUAGAUCAUGAGUAGUAUGUGGAUUUUGUACAUACCAUAUAGAUGAACAGCACAUUACAUUUUAACAUGUAAUACACUGUCAUAUGCGUUUCAUUAUUUUGCAAACUGUUGGAUUGAGAAAACUAUUUUAUAUAAUUUACUGUAUUUUUUGGCAGAAUGACAUUCUUUUUUAAUAGAAACGGUUGUCUGAUCACAUGACCUUUGUAUCACAAAACAGUAAAAUGCAAGUCCUCCAUA
Molecule: messenger RNA, 3678 nt
Organism: Clupea harengus (Atlantic herring)
Lineage: Eukaryota; Metazoa; Chordata; Actinopteri; Clupeiformes; Clupeidae
Gene: ednraa
Product: endothelin receptor type Aa
Biological process (GO): developmental pigmentation; regulation of blood pressure; endothelin receptor signaling pathway
Cellular component (GO): plasma membrane
Molecular function (GO): endothelin receptor activity
Source: RefSeq, a predicted model, not a curated record